ACUAUUUUUUAUACAAUUAUAAACUGAUAACUAUUACUCUCAAGUUCUGACGACAAGAGCCUGUAUGUUCCGAACCCAGGUGUCAUGUUCUAACGAUCCUUAAAACACACACAAAUUCGCAAACUGAGCAGAAAGAACUCAACUUCAGUUUCAUUCCUCACCGAAACCUAGAAAACGGCCCACAAUUCUCCCUUAAAUCCACGCAAAACACACACAACAUGGCUGAUAAUCCAACACAAUCCUCGGCGAAACAACUACAAUCAUCAAACUCAAUCACAAUGGACCCGAACAUCAUUCCUCAACAACAAAACCAAACUCAAAUUACAUCCGCUUCAAACCUUAACAACAACAACAACAACAUUAACUCAAUUGAUCUCCCUCAACUCACACCCUCAAAUCAACAGCAACAACAAUUCAAUUUACAACAACAGCAUAGUAAUAAUAACAUGAUGGGGCCCACUUCAAGUUUUCAGAUGCAGAGAUCACCGUCAAUGUCUAGGCUACAGCAACAACAGCAGUACAGCCUCGCCGCCGCGGCCCGGCAGCAGGCCGCCGUCGCCGGAAUUUACGGGCAGAUGAGCUUCGGUGGCAAUGCUUCUCAGCAACAACAGAAUAGUAAUAAUUUAAAUAACAAUAAUCAACAGCAGCAAAUGGGUCAAAUGGGUCAAGUGGGUAAUGCUAAUUUAUCGCGGUCCGGGUUAAUGGGUGCUCAAGGUGGAAACUUGCCGAUGUUACCUGCUCAGGCAGCUGCUCAGCUCAAUUUGCAGUCACAACUUUUAGCUUCGCCAAGGCAGAAAACUGGGUUAGCACAAGCAGGGACACAAUUCCAUCCGGGAAAUUCUCCUGCACAGUCUUUGCAGGGAAUGCAAGCAAUGGGAAUGAUGGGAAAUUUUAACAUAGGCUCACAAAUCAGAGGGAACGGAUCAAUAGCAUACACACAACAGCGUCUGAACCAAGGACAAAUGAGGCAACAGUUGUCCCAGCAAAAUCAACUUAACUCAACACAGAAACUACAGGCACAAAGUCUUGGGAGGACAUCCUUUAUAAACCCUCAGUUAUCCGGGUUGGCUCAGAAUGGGCAACCAGCUUUGAUUCAGAAUACGCUGUCACAACAACAGUGGUUGAAACAGGUUCCGGCAAUGUCUGCACCUAACUCACCUUCAUACCGUCUCCAGCAUCAGAGGCAGCAACAAGCACUUCUGCAGCAGCAGCUGGCUUCAUCUUCUCAGAUGCAGCAAAAUUCUAGUGCGUUAAAUCCACAGCAGUUGUCCCAAAUGGUACAACAACAGCAACAGCAAUCAGCGGGACAGCUGCAGCUGCAGCAACAGCAGCAACCAGUACCACCAACACAACAGCAAAUUUUGCAUCAUCAACAGCAGUCUCCUAGGAUGGCAACACCUGCUGGUCAAAAAUCUUUAAGCCUUACUGGAUCACAACCAGAUGCUACUGCAUCUGGAACAACUACGCCAGGUGGGAGUUCAAGCCAAGGGACAGAGGCUAGCAAUCAACUUCUUGGGAAGAGGAGAAUACAAGAUCUGGUUUCACAGGUGGACCCACAAGCAAAGUUGGACCCUGUUGUGGAAGAUAUGCUUUUGGAGAUUGCGGAUAACUUUAUUGAUUCGGUUACUUCAUAUGCAUGCAGUUUGGCAAAGCAUCGUAAUUCUUCUACAGUGGAGUCCAAAGAUGUAUUGCUACACUUGGAAAAGAACUUAGGUUUGUCUAUUCCAGGGUACUCAAGUGAAGAGCGGAAGCACCAAGAAAAUGAUUCAUCAAGUCAUGCCCACAAAACUCGACUCGAUAAGAUACGCUCGUUAAUGGAAUCCUCAAACUCCGACACAAUCAAUGCUAACGAGGUGACUGGACAGGGGACUGGCAACUCUGUGGGUGCCAACCACCUGAUGAGGCCUUCUAGUUCAGAUCAGCUGGUUUCUCAAGUGCAGCAUCAGAUAAAAAGGUUCGGUUCGGUUGACGAGUGAAGGAACUGGGUGGUUGGCUGCAUAAAGUGUUUGACAAUGGCGGCUUUGAGCAAUUUGACAGCUCUUGCUCAGUUGUAGAAUUUUAAUAAUACCUUAGUUGAGCUGAUACUUGAGAAGUGAAAGUGUAAUUGCCUGGAUUUGGGUGCUAAAGUAACAGGGAGCUUAGUCUAUGCUCCUGUAGAUAUAAAGUAUAAAGUUGUGGGUUUUUAUAGUUAUAAUUUGCCUUUUCGGACUUAUGAUCAUACAAGAUUGCCAUGCCAA
This is a messenger RNA of Daucus carota subsp. sativus, 2237 nucleotides long. Its product is annotated as transcription initiation factor TFIID subunit 12b. The transcript is spliced from 9 exons. Gene Ontology annotation, cellular component: SAGA complex; transcription factor TFIID complex; SLIK (SAGA-like) complex. NCBI's taxonomy places the organism in Eukaryota, Viridiplantae, Streptophyta, Magnoliopsida, Apiales, Apiaceae. Gene Ontology annotation, molecular function: DNA binding; TBP-class protein binding; protein heterodimerization activity. Gene Ontology annotation, biological process: RNA polymerase II preinitiation complex assembly; DNA-templated transcription initiation. Bases 219 to 1976 code for a protein of 585 amino acids. The record is from RefSeq and is a predicted model, not a curated record.